AUGAGCCCUAUAUCCAUCUAUUUCGAAAACAUUGGCGCAUAUGUUCUAUUCACUGUGAGAAGUUUUGAUGUAUUCCUGGAGAAUUAUCAAUACAUGAUUGUCUGUUUGAAUGGUCAAAGUGAAAGUGGAUUAUCCUCAGGAAUCUUUAUGGGCUACGCCACUGGAAGAAGCUUGAAUUCAUCCCGUUUUGUCGAAGGACCGACUUCUCAGUUUGUUCACGCGCCCAGCAAUGGAAUUUACCGCGUUAACAGUAAUGAAGAGCUGACCCUCGUUGGGUUCACAACGGGGAUCGACCGUAUCCCUGUUCAAGGUGCAAUGGGUACUUUCAAACAACUAGCAAUAGAAACCGUCACGAAAGAAUUUGCCGUCGGUCAACAAGCCUCAUCACAAGCAUUCGCAAGUCCAUAUCGAAGAUAG
Molecule: messenger RNA, 417 nt
Organism: Acaulospora morrowiae
Lineage: Eukaryota; Fungi; Glomeromycota; Glomeromycetes; Diversisporales; Acaulosporaceae
Source: the annotation of a GenBank genome assembly